Molecule: messenger RNA, 1038 nt
Organism: Lucilia cuprina (Australian sheep blowfly)
Lineage: Eukaryota; Metazoa; Arthropoda; Insecta; Diptera; Calliphoridae
Exons: 1
Coding region: 87-971 (294 amino acids)
Source: RefSeq, a predicted model, not a curated record
CUCUUUCCUGUCUUUUCAGAGGUGGUUCUCAUGCUGCAGAACAUAGUGGUCCUUUGAGUCUCAAUCUCAGCGCCUUGGCACAUCACAUGACGACCACCGUCAACAACAAUCUUACUAAUAACAACAAUAACAACUCCACAAAGGCCAAUUACAAACACAAUUCCUUACACUCUUCCUUCAAUGAUUCAGCUUUAAAUCUCUCGAAAUGUUCCUCCUCACUCAAUGUAAGCGGUGAUGAUUACUAUUACUUUGUCAAACCAGAAUUAGAUAUAUCCAAUCAAAAUACCAAUCCCAAUGCCAAUACUGCGGUAGUAAAUGGUGGAGGUGCUGGUGCCGCCAAUAAUGCACCCCCUGCUCAUCAAAAUUCUCAACACAAUGACAGUCGUGUUUCCUCAACACGCAAUGAUUCUAAUAAUCAAAAUAAUACCUAUGAUGAUUUAGAUAAUUCUUCUAUGCGUAGUGGUGAAGAUGGAAAUUCUUCAGUACGUAAUACUGCCUUAAGUCAUCAGGGUUCCGAUGAGGUGGAGGAAUUAGAGGCCAUAGAUGCUGAUUUUCCCUAUCCUUUGAUAUUAAACUCAACAUCACCCUCAACCAGUGCCAAUGGUCCGGCUAGCAAACGAAGACGUAAACAUUUACAGAGUACAGGCGAGGAGGAAGAAGACGAUGAGGAUGAAGAUGACUAUGAGGGUCAGAUGUUGCAACAACAUCGUCAUUUGAGAAAUCAACAAAGUCAAGCCGCUGCUGGUCUUAUAGGCGGUAUGGGUGAUAUGAUGCCACCACCACAAACGGUGCGUGAAGUUUUAAAUUCGAAAUUUUGUGGUUUCAUAUCGGCCAAACUAAAUAGUAUGGAAGAUUCAGAGGCCGAUAAUUUAAUGAAUAAAAUACUCAUGUUAUUGGUGCAAACACAAAUGACACAAACAGUCAAUAGUGGCGGACUUAGUAUGGCUAAUGGUCAAAAUGACAGCAAAUGAGUUGAGAGCAGUGGACUGCAGCUUUAUGCCAAAAUUUUAUAAAAUGAACAAAAAAAAAAGUGCCAUA